Nezara viridula (southern green stink bug) is the source of this 1814-nucleotide messenger RNA. NCBI's taxonomy places the organism in Eukaryota, Metazoa, Arthropoda, Insecta, Hemiptera, Pentatomidae. The record is from the annotation of a GenBank genome assembly.
UAUUGAACUCAUAAGACUCUUUAUCAAAAGAAAACGAGAUGUCAAAGUUCAAAGAGAUAUGAGAGGAGAAUAACUCCACUAUCUUGUAGCAGUCUUGGGUGCCACACUGACAUGUCGCAGAAGCAAUGGAAGUUGUCCGAUGUAGGUUCGCUGGUAGGGAAAGGUCUGAAGAAGCUGUCAUCUCCUCACCGAAGCAAGCUAGCCAUUGAUGAAGAUGUUGAGAGGCUCAAGGUAUGGCUAGGUCAAGAGCAACACCUUCCCAACGACGUAGACCCUGAGUGGCUCACGGCUUUCGUUGUCGGCACGAAGAGUCUGGAAGUCGCAAAGCAGAAGUUGGAAGCAUUUUUCACGCUCCGAGCCAAACUGCCCCAGCUCUUCCACUUCUCAAAGAGAGAUCCUUUCCACGAAGACUUCAAGAAUGCUUCCAAGGCGCUUAAAAUAUAUUUCCUACCGAAACCUACGCCUGAAGGCUACCGUGUCCUCAUUAUAUCAGAAGGAGAAAAUUUCAUUGGAAAUUUCGUCCACUCGCAAUGCACCGUGCGGCUGACGAUGCUGAUGGAGACUGCAAUGAGCCUUUGGCCAGAUAUGACGGGACUCAUCACCGUAACUGAUAUGAAGGGAGUUCCAAAAGCGUUUUUAACAAAAAUGAAUCCGACAUCCAUCGCUUACUAUUUUCAUUGGUUCCAGAACGCUAUGCCACUAAAAAUAAAAAGAGGAGUACUGUUCAACAGUCCAACAUUCAUGAACAUCAUCGUAAAUACUCUACUGAAACCAUUCAUGAAAUCUAAAAUGUAUAAUAGGUUCAUAAUAACUUCAGAUGGGGAUAAAGCAUUAAAAAAAUUUGUUGAUGAAGAAUUACUUCCUUCUGAUUACGGCGGAAAAGAACCAACCGCUGAAUUUCUGAAUGAUCAAUGGAACAGCAUUCUUGAAGAAAGGAGGGACUGGUUCAUGAAAACAUCAACUCUGGUUGCUGAUGAAGAAAAACGCCUUCCAGAUAUUUAUGGUACUUAUGGCAUACAAGGAACUUUUCGACGACUUGAAUUGGAUUAACUUUUAACUUAUCUUCAUAGAUAAACAACGAUCUUUCUUAUGCAUUUGCUUGUAAGCAAUAAGUUUAUAAAUCAUGUUAUAAAUGAUAAAUUUUUAAGUCAAAAUUUUAUAUUAGAGAUUUCAAGUGUAAAAUGGGUCUCUUUAAAUGUCUUGUCGUUAAAUAUAGGCAUAUUUUAUUGAUGCUAUCUUAUCAAUAAAAUCUCAUACAUAAAAUAUGUACUUAAUAUAGUACGUAAAUCAUAAUAAUUGAUAAUCGAUGUAAACUUUUUUUUAUAGUAUUACAACUACCUGUUAUAUUUAAGGAAAAUAAAAAAAUAAUGUUGUUGUUAUUUUAAUGUAAUUUAUUGAAAGCAGUGAUGGGCAAAUUCUAACAUGGUUACCGAGUAUUUUACUCAAAUACCUGCCCAACUUUGAGUACCUUAGUCACUACUUCCGUUCACGAUUGACGAUAAUAAAAUUUAAUCAUAUCUCCCUCCCAAUACUUUCUACUUCUUAUAUUAGAUAAAAUAUAAUAGUUUCAUGUACCAGAUGCCCAAAUCUAAAUACAUACAUUUAUUACAUUGAUAUAUAUAAAAUUAGGAUUAAUGUAAUAAUAAUAUAAUAAUGUACUUAUUGGCCUAUAAAAAACGUAGCCAUGCUUAUAAGCCAUGGAUUAUAAACAAUGUAUCCAUGUUUUAAUUAUAUAAAUAUUGUUAAUUAAUAUUGACUUUAUAAUGUUUUACUCACUCCUGAUUCUAAAAAUUACAGAUUUUUUUUUUUAAAUA